Molecule: messenger RNA, 1164 nt
Organism: Carya illinoinensis
Lineage: Eukaryota; Viridiplantae; Streptophyta; Magnoliopsida; Fagales; Juglandaceae
Product: EEF1A lysine methyltransferase 1
Exons: 5
Coding region: 16-1071 (351 amino acids)
Biological process (GO): methylation
Molecular function (GO): protein-lysine N-methyltransferase activity; nucleic acid binding
Source: RefSeq, a predicted model, not a curated record
AAAGAUUGAUGGGCAAUGACGCAGUAUACAGAAUAUAUGCAUAACGGCGACGUUUUUAAAGAUUGUACUGACGGAGUACUAACCAGGAUCUCCAAAAGUGACGCAGCCGCCGAAGGGCACAAGGAUAAUCUAUAUUUGGUCGGUUGCUUGUCGCAAUUUCCUAGCUUCACUGCACCGUCACAAGAAGUCAAGGAAAUGGAGGAGCUCCGAAAUUAUCCGGACUCCCAUAAGGACGUCGUUGAUGACGACCUCCCGCCAAUGCUGAGCUCCGAAACCCUUGCGGCACUCAGAGAGUUCCUGGCCGAGCGGAACCGGUCCCUCGGUGUUGAUCCCGACAUGGACAAUGAAGGAGCGUCUGAGGGGAAGGAAAAGGAGGUGGCUUUGCUUGCGGAGGACUGGAGGAUGAGCCAGUUCUGGUACGACCGUGAGACCGCCGAGACAGUGGCCCUAGAGGUCCUCACUCUCUGCGAGGCCUCCGAUUCUCCCGUCGCUUGCAUCGCUUGUCCCACUCUCUACGCCUAUCUCAAGAAAUUUGAUCAUAAGAUCUCAGUGCAACUUCUUGAGUAUGACAAACGUUUUGAGCAAUAUGGAAGUGAUUUCAUCUUUUAUGAUUACAACCAACCAGAAGAGCUGCCAUUGGAACUGAAGCAUGCUUAUGGCAUUGUGGUUGCAGAUCCUCCUUACCUGAGUAUGGAGUGUUUGGAGAAAGUCACUCGAACGAUUUCCUUUCUUUCUCGACCAGCAGAACCUCACUUGCUUCUACUUACAGGAGAAGUGCAGAAGGACAGAGCUUCUGAGCUUUUGGGUUUGCAUCCAUGUGGUUUUCGGCCUCGGCACACUAGCAAACUUGGAAAUGAGUUUCGGCUGUUCACAAACUAUGACCCCAAAGAUAGAUUAGGAGGCUGGGAGCGAGAGAAGGUUAUUAUGAUAUGGACCGGUUUUGCUAUGAAAGUGAAUGUCGGGCUACAGGAUGAAGUAUCAAUGAUCUAUCCAGAAUGUCAUAUAUAUGUUCACCCAGCUUAUUUUUCGAAACACUUUUCUGCGUUUCCCCUACCCAACCCCUUUACCUAAGUUAGUUUGAUUUUAAAUUUUAAUGUUGAACUUGUAAAUUAUCCCAAUUCCUGAAGCAAAAAUUUAGAGAAUGAAAUUCAUUUUAUUGGCUUC